Messenger RNA from Schizosaccharomyces japonicus yFS275, 997 nucleotides. Its product is annotated as inner membrane protein. Bases 117 to 428 code for a protein of 103 amino acids. Lineage: Eukaryota; Fungi; Ascomycota; Schizosaccharomycetes; Schizosaccharomycetales; Schizosaccharomycetaceae. Gene Ontology annotation, cellular component: mitochondrial inner membrane; mitochondrial membrane. The transcript has 2 exons. The record is from RefSeq and is a predicted model, not a curated record.
CCCCUCGUUACCCCUGCUAACGUGACACUCGACCCCCGUAUACCGAAUUACGCGAGUUACGGGAGCGGAUCGGUCCAGUUCGUCGCCAACCCUGGCGCUCCCGUCCCUCCCACCACAUGGCUAUCCACUGGUACCGACACCAUGCGCGAAAUCAUCCAUUUGCUCUCUUUGGAUUGCCAUUCCUGCUCAGCGUUGUAGCAGCAUCCUUCUUCCUGACACCAAUUGUCGAUGCAAAGUACGAACGCAAUGACAAGCGCACCCAAUCACUGGAGAGCGAGUCUGAGCUCCAGCGCAGCAAGCACCGACGCCGCGUAAACGUAAACGACGAGUACUACCGCAUGAUGAACAUGGGGCAGGAAGACUACGACAUUGUUCGUGUGGAACGGCUGCCCGGCGAACCCGUAUGGGACAAAGACGAGCAGCAGUAGCAGGGACGCGGGAAGGGAUCCUUAGCCCUCACUAAACGACACUAGCUGCACCCGCGGCAACCCACCUGCCCACCCUGCCCCCACUGAUCUAUCGCAUCCUGCUCCUUGACCCCGCCUUGCAAUUACAAUUAUGAUUAUAUGACGUCACAUCUCGUUGAUAAAUCUGCUGCUUACAUGGGCAUUGGCAUGGCAACGGGUUUCCCAUCCCGGACUCCAGCGGGAGCACGUUCUCCACUACAGCGCCCUUCUCCUUGGGAGCAGCCCUAUGGGACUCUAGGCAUACCCGCUGGUGCCCCUUAAGCAUAAUAAUGAUGUCAUUACGACGCGAGCAUCGGAUUGGGCAAUUCAAAACAGACCAUUUCGAUCGGCAAACUUACAAGCGAACAAGCUCACUCCGAGCCUUCCAUUCGCUGCUAGGCGAAACUCGCUCGUUAGAGCUAAGCCUUCCUGCUCCUCGUCGAUUGGCCAGAGCCGCACUACUAUCAAUUUUUAAUCUUUUUUAUAUUUUCUUUAUUUUUUUAGCGAAUUACACAAUAAACGCGGAAAAACGAACAAAAAAUCGAAAAAAC